This is a messenger RNA of Kwoniella shivajii, 1749 nucleotides long. RefSeq lists its product as uncharacterized. Bases 1 to 1749 code for a protein of 582 amino acids. The transcript has 3 exons. NCBI's taxonomy places the organism in Eukaryota, Fungi, Basidiomycota, Tremellomycetes, Tremellales, Cryptococcaceae. Gene Ontology annotation, cellular component: membrane; cytoplasm. The record is from RefSeq and is a predicted model, not a curated record.
AUGGACAUUGAUUCACCACCUUCGCCUUUCAACGACCACAAUCAGACUCCAAAUUCACCACAUAAACACCUGGAAUUGCCUGGAUUCUCAUCUUCGUUCCCUCUACCAUUCCGAGUAUUGUUCCUGAUUGGAUUAGCUCAAUUAUUAUGGGCUAUAAAUUUACAUGUUCUAUAUACAUUGGGAUUAGAUACAAGCUGGAUAUUAGAUUUGAGGGAUGAUCCUAAUCCCGAUGUUGAUACUGAGCUGAACCCAUCAUCAAACGAAGGAGAUACGGAAAAUGGGAUACGACUAUUACCACCUCGAAAUCAAAUUCAUCUAAAUACGAUAUCAUUAGAUGAUGAUGAUGAACCUGACACACCAAUACGACCAACUUCAAGAUCGAUUAUCAGACCUUCUUCAAGUAAAUUACAUGGUCCAAUAUAUAAGCUGUUCUUAUUGUAUUCGGCUUGGUGUGGAAGUGGUUGGAUCUUAUUUAGAGUUUUGAGCAGAGGUAUAGAUGAGGAAAUGGAAAAAUGGAGAAUAAUACCUGGAUUCUUGGCGAUAGGGGUGAUGAUCGCCGUUGCUGUACCAUGGAGAGGUGUUGGUGAGAGGGAAAGAGCUGGAUUAAGACGCGCAAUGAAACGUAUAUUAUUACCACCAAUCAACUCUCCAAUAUUCUUCUGCGAUGUCAUCCUAGCAGAUAUAUUAACGUCCUUCGCUAAAGUACUGGGAGAUAUGUGGAUCUCAGCAUGUCAAAUAUGGAUGGGAGAAAUCACUCAUGGUAGAGUAGGAAGAAAUGGCUGGGCACGUUAUAUAACUUUGGCCAUGGUCAGUCUCCCGUACAUGCUACGAUUUCGACAAUGCAUGUUGGAAUAUUAUCAAUCCUCUUGGACAUCAACUCGACCCCUCGCCAAUGCUUUAAAAUACUUUUCCGCUUUCCCCGUCAUAUUCCUUUCCGCUGCUCAGAAAACGGUAGUCACUGAGAUCGCAUCGCAAAAGGGAGUAACAGUACAGGAAUUAGCAGAAAUGCAUGAUAGAUGGUUUGGCGAACAUCGAUUAUUCCGUUUAUGGUUAUUGGCUGUUUGUGUCAAUUCAAUGUUCAGUUUCUACUGGGAUGUUGAAAUGGACUGGGGAUUAGCGUUAUGUGAAGUGGAUACUUGGCUAGGGCCAAAGGGAGGUAGAAAAGAGGUUGCUCUUGGUCUAUUGGGUUCACCUGGUCUAGGAGGAGGCAGUAGAAUUAACGGCAGAAGAGGAUCUGGCGACAACAUUUUGAAUAGAAUCAAAAAAUUAUUUACGAGACCUCACACUAUAAAUCAUCAAAGAUCACCAUGUCCUACCCCUGGACCAACAUUUACUUCUAACCCAAUGUUGUUAUCUUCAUCAUCACCUGAAACUCCCACAAGAUCUUCAUCUUCCUCUUUAUCAUUGUCAAUACCAUCAACAAAUACAUCAACGAUAAAAUCAUUAUUCUCAUUCGGCUUGAGACCGAUAUUACUCUUACCCGAUCCAUUGGUAUACCAUCUCUUUACGAUCAUAGAUUUAGUAUUAAGGUUCACUUGGUCCUUAAAAUUAAGUAGUCAUCUACACACUAUAAGCGAGAUUGAAAGUGGUGUAUUCAUGAUGGAAGCGUUGGAAUUGAUAAGAAGAUGGAUGUGGGUGUUCGUAAGAGUAGAAUGGGAAGGUGUUAAAAUGGGCGAAGUUGCUAGAUUUAGUAGAAGUGGUAAUAAUGGUGGAAAUACAUUAUGGGAAGAAAAACCUGAAGACGAAUGA